Molecule: messenger RNA, 678 nt
Organism: Nannospalax galili (Upper Galilee mountains blind mole rat)
Lineage: Eukaryota; Metazoa; Chordata; Mammalia; Rodentia; Spalacidae
Gene: Hspb3
Product: heat shock protein family B (small) member 3
Exons: 1
Coding region: 96-554 (152 amino acids)
Cellular component (GO): nuclear speck; cytoplasm
Source: RefSeq, a predicted model, not a curated record
UAUAAACGAAGCUGCUGGACUGGGAAUCGGCAGGCAAGGCCAGGGCCUGGCCACUCACAGAAGGGAAGCAGCUGAAAGCUGGGGUUGCCUCUGCUAUGGCAAAAAUCAUUUUGAGGCACCUCAUAGAGACUCCAGUGCGUUACCAGGAGGAGUUUGAAGCUCGAGGCUUGGAAGACUGCAGGCUGGAUCAUGCUUUAUACGCAUUGCCGGGACCAACCAUCGUGGACCUGAGGAAAGCAAGGGGGAUGCCGCGGGCCCCUGCAGGGGACUCAGCCACCGCAGAGACGCUGCCCCAAGAAGGCGAAUCCCGCUUCCAGAUCCUGCUGGACGUGGUGCAGUUCCUGCCGGAGGACAUCAUCAUCCAGACGUUCGAGGGCUGGCUGCUGAUCAAGGCUCAACAUGGAACCAGAAUGGACGAGCAUGGGUUUAUCUCCCGGAGCUUCACCAGACAGUACAAACUGCCAGAUGGCGUUGAAACCAAAGAUUUGUCUGCCAUCCUCUGUCACGAUGGAAUUUUGGUGGUGGAAGUAAAGGAUCCACUUGGAACCAAGUGAAACUGUAUCGGUUCCUGUUCAUACCACCGAAGAUGAUAAUCAGUGACACCUGAGAAUGUUUUGCUACCCACGUUUGAGAUGAUUUGCUGUGGCUUUUAUGAAGAUUAAAAAUAUAUACAUAGUU